AUGGACAUAAUAGCACCAGAUACCAAGAAACCUACCUUCAAGUUACACAGUAAAGCAGCAAUAAGCAGUCUCACAAAUGCACUUCACAAUAUAAACUGGGAAUCUGAACUCAAAAAUCCACAGGAUAUAAAUUCAUUAGCCGACAUCUUCCUUUCCAAAACUAAACCACAGUCAGUGAACAAUAGACCACAGUCAGUGAACACGAGACCACAGUCAGUAAGCAAUAGACCACAGUCAGUGAACAAUAGACCACAGUCAGUGAACAAUAGACCACAGUCAGUGAACAAUAGACCACAGUCAGUGAACAAUAGACCACAGUCAGUGAACAAUAGACCACAGUCAGUGAACAAUAUACCACAGUCAGUGAACACGAGACCACAGUCAGUGAACAAUAGACCACAGUCAGUGAACAAUAGACCACAGUCAGUGAACAAUAGACCACAGUCAGUGAACAAUAGACCACAGUCAGUGAACAAUAGACCACAGUCAGUGAACAAUAGACCACAGUCAGUGAACAAUAGACCACAGUCAGUGAACAAUAGACCACAGUCAGUGAACACGAGACAACAGUCAGUGAACAAUAGACAACAGUCAGUGAACAAUAGACCACAGUCAGUGAACACGAGACAACAGUCAGUGAACAAUAGACCACAGUCAGUGAACAAUAGACCACAGUCAGUGAACAAUAGACCACAGUCAGUGAACAAUAGACCACAGUCAGUGAACAAUAGACCACAGUCAGUGAACAAUAGGCCACAGUCAAUGAACAAUAGACCACAGUCAGUGAACAAUAGACCACAGUCAGUGAACAAGAGACCACAGUCAGUGAACAAGAGACCACAGUUAGUGAACAGUGUACGAGGGUCAGGUCAUAGGGGUCGAGGUGACCAACACAAUAUCGCACCUCAUAUCCAUAAUGUUAAUAAUGUACAAGACAACAUAUCAUUAAAACCAAUCUAA
Messenger RNA from Procambarus clarkii (red swamp crayfish), 960 nucleotides. RefSeq lists its product as uncharacterized. NCBI's taxonomy places the organism in Eukaryota, Metazoa, Arthropoda, Malacostraca, Decapoda, Cambaridae. The record is from RefSeq and is a predicted model, not a curated record.